AUGUGGGUUCAAAAGUGUCUAAGCUGACCACCAGACCCGCACUUCAACGAUGCUGACGCUGUUCGUUCCCUUCAACCAGAGCUUCACCCGCAACGGCAAUGGCUACUCGCACCCGUGAGUGAUCGAGCCGCGCAUCGUCCUGGCGGCACGGCGUAAGGAUCCUCCGCGCUCUCAAGAGACUUGCCGUAUCCGAUUCCAUCAUCGACAUCUACAAGUCGAGAUCGAUCGACCGAUUGGACAUUCGCCUGACGCAAUCUGCGACCUAUUUCCCGCUUCUCGUCCUUUCCCUCUUGUCCAGUGCCACGACCACUUACACUGCCUAUUCGCGUCCCCUUGCGACCAACAGCAACUCCAACCCCAACAUCAUCUACGAUGAUCAGGGUAACCGCUGUAAGUCUGCUCCUUCGUCGUUCCGCAUCCCAACGAGCGUUAGAGGUAGAGACUGAGUGAGCUGUGCUCUCCUCGUGCUCACCAAAGACCACCGCGACGGAGCUCUGUCUAUGGCUGCUACGUACUGGCCCGCUACUAUCGGAGCAGGAUCCGUCCUCGUCGCCGUCGUGCUGCUCUAA
This is a messenger RNA of Ceraceosorus bombacis, 569 nucleotides long. NCBI's taxonomy places the organism in Eukaryota, Fungi, Basidiomycota, Exobasidiomycetes, Ceraceosorales, Ceraceosoraceae. The record is from the annotation of a GenBank genome assembly.